CUGCAGCAAUCCCAUGGAGACCGGAGGAGAGGAACAUUUCUGGACCCGCUUGCAUCCAGCUGGGUCAAAGGGUUGCACUCACACACACACUGGAAUGCGGGAGAUGGGUAUGGAAAUACACAAAGAGGUCAUCCACAUUUUUCAGCACACUUUUAACCAGAAAACUAGUCACGUGGCCUCCCGGAGUAGUACCGGAACCAAAUUGCGCAUCAAAAAUUUGCUGUAAAGUAGGCUCCGACCAUCUCCCUAUAGUAAACAUUUCAGGUGACACACCGGCACCCACAUUUUUCCACAACAUAACAGCCUGGUAUCAACUUAAAGCAGAGCCAGGAGCAAAAAUUGGGAGCAUGCGCACUCUCUAUGAAAAAACCAACAAUGGAUUAGAUCCUAAGAUUUGUUAUUCAACCAAAGAUUUAGAGCCCGCAAUAUAUAGGUGCACACACACUGAGACAAUCAACAAUACACAUAUGAGUCAUACCGAAUAUAAAUUCGAUGUAAUUUCAUAUGUACCUGAUAACAAUCAGCCUGAAGCCUUUGUCUGGACUAGCCGGAGAGAAGGCAUGUAUUGCGUGGGAAAAUGUGUCAACGACCCAGAUAAUUACACUGGGCCACAGAAUUGCACAUGGAUAAUGAAUCAUUGUUUUAAUUUAACCACCUGUGGAUAUAGCAAACCAAAGAAAUGUCCGAAACUAUAUCCUAUUCCUCCUGGUGGACUGAUAAAAGGGAAUGUUAACAAGACAUUAUUUCAUGAUGUAAAUCUAGUAAUGACACAUGUAUCAUACAAUAUUUCCAACAUUUUAUCUGCUUAUGUUAAUCACUGUGAUAAAAAUGACAAGACAUAUGCAUGGCUACAGUCACGAAUCGAUGAUUUAAUUUCUGAUUACAAAAACAGACUUGCCGUGCAAAUCUCACCUGCACGCUCGAAACGAGACCUGCUCGGAAACAUAGCGGGUCUCUUCGGCUCAAUUAAUUCCAUUGCCAACAACUACAAAAUAACCAAACAAUCACAAUACUCAACAUGGUUGGCAAACCAGGUGGCCACUGGUUUUCAGCAUAUCACAAAUAGCAAUGAAAAUAUCAUAAAAGCGGUUCGAUCCGAAGCGCAGGCGCUUCUUGCGAUCAGCCACACACUAUUCAAUCAGACCCGUACCAUCGAACGUGACUUAGCCUGUAGGACAUAUGCACAAGAUCUAUUCACUGCUGCUAGACAAGAAAUCCUUGACCUUCGUCUGUACAAGACACCUAGGCAUGUUUUGAAUGACCUUAUAGAGGUCUUAGAUCUACAUAGGUGGUAUGAAUCAGAAAAAAUGAAAAAUGUAAGAUAUUCUGAAUUACUAUCCACCAUAAUGAUGUUUACAGGAAAUGAAUGUAAUGGAUGUAUUGGGUUUUUCGUCAGUUUUCCUUUAAUACACCCAGAUCAGGUUUUUCCAAAUUCCACUACCAUACGCUCUAUGGGCGUGGUAGUGAAGGAUCAGGUAAUUAAAUGGGAUCACCUCACUGGAUACAUGACACAAAAGGGUACUGAGACCUUGUUUACCAGUCGCACAUGUUGCCAUGAAACGCACAAUUAUGUUAUCUGUACAUGUAACACUUUGCAACCUUUCUCCCCCAAUGACACCAAACUUAUAAACGUUCAGUCACUGCAUGGUUACUAUGAUGUUAUCCAGGUGUCACAUUCACAGUGGUGCGUGGUCAGUGAGAUGAACUCUUUUACCUACGGAGGACUGGCCUGCUCUGCUAAUCACUCGUUUUGCUUGGAAGUAACAGAGGACUUUUCGAUGGGUCAAGUCAACAUUUUAGGAAGAGUGCCACUGGACACAGAGACUUCACCAUGGUGGGAUGACACUUUCUAUGAACAAGGUACCCAAGCUGUGGUUGACACGAUGGAGCUAACACAGAGACUGAUCCUGCAAACUGAAUACCACCUCAACCAAGCGCAGGUUGAGAUCAACCUGGCACGAAAGACUGCACAACUGUUAUCCAGUUCAUCCACUCGGUCGGCACAGUACACAUACACCUGGUGGGACUGGGUGUUCCGGGGGUGUGCCAUUGGCAGUGCCCUAAUCUUCACCUUCACUUUGAUCCAGUGCUGCUAUUUCAAACACCUCAUCAGAUCUACACAGGAAUCCACACACGCUGCCCUUGCCCUCAGCCCGCUGCAGAUACCCGUGUUCCAAAGACUGUAAAAAAAAAAAAAAAACACUUUGCUUUGUCUGACCCCGCAGGUACCCUAUUACAAUUCUCCCGCGGGGCCAAGCGGGGAAAUACUGUAAGAAUUUUGAUUGAUCCUGACCAAAAGGUCAGCCCUUCCUGGGAACACAGCAUGGAAGCCCGAGAGUGCAGUGUGUGUCCCCUGUAGGUGCCCGAGGCAGCAAGGACAUCAAAAGAGAACUUUUGCAACACAACAACUUUCCUCCAGGACUCACGGCAGGGGACCAAGACCCCCAAAACACCCCUCUCGGAAACCAGAACUUUAUCUCGAUUACAGGAGACUCCCUGGAGAGUUACACUUGAUUUUCAAACACCACAUCUCCAUACAAAUGAUGGACCUGCAGACAAAUGUCUGACCCCUCUACCCCUCCUUUCCUUGUUACCUCCUCAACACAGGACAGUCUACAGCACACCAGAUGAUUAUGUGUAAGAAAGGUCACAUCAAAUGUAAAUAACAGUGGAAAAUAUUCAUGUUUCAUUUCAUUACAAAGGUUUUAUCGCGACUGGUACACAGGUCUCAUUCUCACAUCAAUAAAACAAAUAGUAAAAGGUUUAAUAGAGUUAAGAAAACUUAACUCUACCCAAGGGGCGUACACCCCACUACAAAUGUAUCCAGGACGAGGUGCCUCCCACAGGUCUGUAAGAACCAAUCACUGCUAUAUAGUACUAUAUAGUGGAUAUAGUUGGCUGGGUUGCAUAAUGUUUUCUAAUGAUAAUUAAGGGCACGCCAGCAUGGGGCAGUUGCUUCAACCAUUUCCUCUGGUUACACGGAUAGACUAAUUAUUUAACUCUAGCUAAGUUGUGGGUAAUUGUAAUGAUUAUUCGAGGACUAUAUAAGUCAGGACCUCUGGUGCGGUUAAGUUUAAUUAUUUAACUCUAACUAAGUUGAGUAUAUUUGUGAUUAAUAUACGAGGGCUAUAUAAGUCAGGGCCGCUGGCGUGGUUGAGUUUGUGUUUCAGAAUCCACACAGCGGCCGAUGUGGGCUGAUAUGACAUUGGUAAUUGAAUGAAUGAGUUCAAUGUUAACAUGAGUAAAUAGAAUGACCAAAUGUUUACCCAAAUUUAUUAAUCAUAAAUAAAUUCUAAAAUAUUUCAUCAAGGAGUCAGAUGAAUUAACGAGGUAACGUAUAUUAAUUCAUAUUUGUUUGUAAAACAAAUGUCUAUAACCAAUUCUGUUCUGUUGCGUAAAGGAAAGACAGUAACACGUAAGAAUCCCUUCUGCCGCGCCAUUGGCUACCGUCGUUGGACCUGUGGGCGGACCCGGAAAGGGGCCUUACAACCAAUACAUACCAUUAGAGACCAACAAAAAACAAUACACUGUAGUGUGUUUUGGGCCAUAUUCCAUUAGAAACAAUAAAAUUCCCAAUAAAACCAUUAGAACAUUAAUGGUUUUAUUGUUUUUUU
Molecule: messenger RNA, 3614 nt
Organism: Paramisgurnus dabryanus
Lineage: Eukaryota; Metazoa; Chordata; Actinopteri; Cypriniformes; Cobitidae
Source: RefSeq, a predicted model, not a curated record